Molecule: messenger RNA, 582 nt
Organism: Plasmodium knowlesi strain H
Lineage: Eukaryota; Apicomplexa; Aconoidasida; Haemosporida; Plasmodiidae
Exons: 2
Coding region: 1-582 (193 amino acids)
Biological process (GO): mitochondrial electron transport, ubiquinol to cytochrome c
Source: RefSeq, a predicted model, not a curated record
AUGUCGCUGCACAAGGAAAUCUGUAAAUUCAUUGCACGAUCGAGCUCGAAGCCUUUGCAGAAAUUGGAGUUUGAACCGACCAAACGGAAAACGGGGGCCUUGUCCCAGAUUUUUAGGAAAGUCUUUUUUCCUUACUACUUUAAAUUUAUACGAGCGCCCUAUGAAAGGUGGCAAUUUUGUGCUAUGACAAAAUUCUUAAGGGAACAUGGACUCAUGUAUGACGACAUGUACAGCGACAAAGACCCCGUGAUCGAAAGAGCCAUAUCUCUUCUGCCGAAAGAUAUUCAAAUAAAACGUUACAGGAGAAUGUUAAGGGGAACACAUAUCAAUUUUUUAAGACUUUAUUUGCACCCAUCGGAGCAGAACUAUGAUCCGUACAUUCCAUACCUUGCCCCAUAUAUCGAGGAGGCAAAAUUCCAACUGCAAGAAGAAGAAGAAUUACUGGGUUAUCAUCCCUAUGACAGGAGAUUAUAUACUGGUGGACAAACUGGUUUUGGUGACAUAGAACCUGGAAUGCACUUCCUCGUUUCGAUUCCAAACCUUUAUGGAGCGGCCAUACCACACACCCUGAAGAAGAAGUAG